UCAGCCCUCAUCUUCUUUGAGUACAUUGUGACUUUCUCUGAAGAGGUUCGCGUCAUCUGGGGAGCCAGGUUCACCACUGUCAGCGUCAUCUUUGCCUUCAACCGUUAUCUGCUCAUGAUACAAGGCAUAAGUUUCGCACUGGAUCUCGUCUGGUGGCAUACUCCACUGGUAAUCAUCCUCGUCGCGCGCAUCUGCCCGGUUGUAUCCGAUUUGAUCGUGCUGCUUGUCACUUGGUAUAAAACAUCUGGACUCGCCAUUCAAGCGCGCAGAUUACGGUUGAGAGCAAAGAUCGCGACAUUGCUGAUGAGAGACGGUGAGUAUGUGUGGCCCUUUGAGUGCACGUGA
Messenger RNA from Laetiporus sulphureus 93-53, 345 nucleotides. RefSeq lists its product as uncharacterized. The record is from RefSeq and is a predicted model, not a curated record. NCBI's taxonomy places the organism in Eukaryota, Fungi, Basidiomycota, Agaricomycetes, Polyporales, Laetiporaceae. The transcript is spliced from 2 exons. The annotation marks the transcript as partial.